CCGCCCGCGGAGAAUGCGACCGCCCGCCGUGGGCCGUGCUCUGCAACCAACUUGCACAUGAUUGGCUCCUUCGCCGCGCGUGAGCGGUCUGCAAUCUGCAGCCGCUAAAAUUACGGCGCCUAUGACUGAUGGAAUCGCAUGGAGUUCGGCAAACCGCCAAUCUUAUUUGCUCAAGCAACCCCGCGGGCUCGCUGCCAACAACGCAACAUUCAUCUUCAACUUCAACCUUGACUCACUGAUCAUGGCGAGCUCAGGAUCGCGGAGUCCGUCCCCUCCCCGCGCGCUCCCGACAGCACAGCCCGAGCUGCUCGGCGACGACUGUCUCGUGGAGGAGGAGGCAUUUUCGUGGUACGACCCGGACGACUGGUACCCGGUGAAAAUCGGCGACGUCUUCGAAUCUCGCUACCAGGUCCUCCUCAAGCUCGGCUUCGGCUCCGUCUCGACGGCAUGGCUGUGCCGCGAUCUGAGAGAGCACAAAUAUGUCACGGUCAAGGUCUACGUGACCGGCCACCGCCAGGCCCGGACCGAGUACAAAGUGUUGCAGCACAUCGGCUCCGUCAGUUCAGAUCACCCUGGACGAAAGCUGGUGCGUCUGGCGCUGGACUCGUUUGAGCUGCCCGGGAACAAGGGACCCCAUGUCUGCAUCGUGCAUGAGCCGCUGGGCCUGAGCCUGGCCGAACUCCGUGACAUGUUCGGCGGACAGAUACCGCCAUACAUACUCAAAGGUUUCGCCUACCGCAUGCUCAUGGCUCUGGACUUCCUCCACCGCGAGGCCCGGGUUGUUCAUACAGAUAUCCAGCCGGGCAACAUCCUGUUCGUCCUCGCAGACGCGACCGUCCUCGACAAGGCCGUGGAAGGGGAAUGGGAGAAGCCCGGCCUCCGCAAGGUCGAUGGAGACCGUGUGGUCUACUGUUCCACCGACUUAGGCGUCCCGGACGAUCUCGGCGAUCCCAUCAUUUGCGACUUUGGAGACGCCCAGUUCGGUGACCCGCCCUUUCUCGGUGAGGUGAUGCCCGAUCUCUUCAGGUCUCCCGAGAUCGUCCUGGCCAUCCCGUGGGACAGGAAGAUUGACAUCUGGGCCUUUGGGCUCAUGAUUUGGCACCUGCUCGAGGGUGACACCCUCUUCACGGAGAGACUCCCCAGCCGGGACGCGUCGACUCCGGCUCACUUGGCCAGAAUGAUUUCCCUGCUGGGGCCACCGCCACCGGAUCUGCUCGAGAAGGGCAACGUCACGGCCAACUACUUCAAUGACGACGGUAAGUGGCCCUCAGUCGGGCUCCCUCCGCGAACCUAACCUUUAUUAACCACUGGUCAUGUAGGCACAUUCAAGCAUCCCGACCUUGUGUCGGAAGCCACGCUGGAGGCGGAAGCGAAGGUCCUGGAGGGCGACGACAAGGCUCAGUUUCUCGACUUCAUCAGGAGGACGCUCAAGUGGCGGCCCGAAGACCGGCCGUCUGCUUACCAGCUGACAAACCAUC
Molecule: messenger RNA, 1478 nt
Organism: Thermothielavioides terrestris NRRL 8126
Lineage: Eukaryota; Fungi; Ascomycota; Sordariomycetes; Sordariales; Chaetomiaceae
Exons: 4
Coding region: 242-1294 (350 amino acids)
Biological process (GO): regulation of mRNA processing; spliceosomal complex assembly; protein phosphorylation
Molecular function (GO): protein kinase activity; ATP binding
Source: RefSeq, a predicted model, not a curated record